Messenger RNA from Saprolegnia diclina VS20, 2281 nucleotides. RefSeq lists its product as hypothetical. The record is from RefSeq and is a predicted model, not a curated record. The transcript has a single exon. NCBI's taxonomy places the organism in Eukaryota, Oomycota, Saprolegniomycetes, Saprolegniales, Saprolegniaceae. The coding region runs from base 18 to 2228 and encodes 736 amino acids.
CCGCAGAUGUAGAAUGCAUGGCGCUGAGAUCAUGCGCGCGCGUCGAGUCAGCUGCCUCUGUGCACCACCUACACAUUGCAUCAUUCCUGCAACAGCGCCGCCACGCACACGCCAUGGCCAAGUUUUUCCGAAGGAGCUCGUCCAAAAUGGGCGGUCUGCGCGGCGACGAUGUGACCGCAAGCAUGCCCCGCGAGCGGGUGACGCUCUCGGGCGUCACUGCGUCGGCGGUCACCGCCUCCAACUACUCGAGCUAUCAGCUCGAUACACUUCACGAGACGGUCGCGAGCAUGAACAAGCAGCUCGACGAGUACAAGCGCGAGACGAUUGCACGACUCGACCACGUCGAGGGCUCGGUGCGCGAGAGCACGCGCCGCGCCAUCUCCAACCAAGCGACCAACCAUAUUGUACCGGCGAAAGCGUACCGCGACGAGCCAACCGGUUUUGAAAAUACCUCGGACGCGCCGGCGCCGUCGAUGGCGAUGGACGCUGCGGUUGACGAGAUGAAGCGCCACGUCGACGGUAUCCGCCGCGACGUCAUGAUGGAGCUCCAUACGACCAAAUACGACCUGCUCAAGGAAAUGACGAUGCUCCGCGGCGCUGUCAUGCAGCUCGUGGAUGCCAUGCAUCAACAGUCGACUCCGCGAGCAGUGGCGACCCCGCUGCUUCGCACGGAAGAUCGCAAGCUCAGCGUCAUGUCGGACGCGACUGUUUCGAGCGAAGCCGACUCGGAGGACUCGACGCACGAAGAGCCCGAGGUCUUCGAACCCAAUCCUAAGGUGCCGUACCUUCCGGCUGCCAGCCGCACGCCGUCCCCGCCCAAGCGCGAGUCCACAGUCUUCCGCGAGUCGACGCGGGCCUCGUCCAAGCUCAGCCGUGAGUCGUCCAAGCUCAGCCGCGAGUCAUCCAAGCUCAGUCGCGAGUCGUCCAAGCUCAGUCGCGAGUCGUCCAAGUUGCUCUUUCGCGAAUCGACGCGUCAGCCCAUCAAAGACCAGGCGCUCACGCAGCCGUGGGAAAACGUCUUGAACCAGCAUUUGCCGUUCCUCAACACGCAGCGGCCCGCCAUGGAGAUGCUGCCGUCGACGCGCACGUGGGCCAUCAACCAGUAUAUCAAGUGGGCGCAGGAUGCGGGCCCGACCAACGAGUCGCGUGUGCUCAACGUUGUCGGUGGCGCCGGCGCCGGCAAGUCGACGCUACUCAGCCACCUCGUGUCCAACUACCCGGAGCAGAUCAUGGCGAGCCACUUUGUGCGCUACGACGAGCGCCACGCACCAAGUGCGAUUCUCAUGUCGCUCGCGCACCAGAUUUCGUGCAAAUUGCCCGACUAUCAGCAGCAACUCGUGCGCCUCAACCUCCCGUACCUCAUCCAAGAACCCGACCCGAUUGUGCUCGCGACCAAGCUCCUCAUCGAGCCGCUGCGGUCGAUGCCGGCGCCGCUCGAAAGCCAAGUCAUCGUCCUCGACGCGGUCGAUGAGGACGUCUCGACUCCGGGCGCCAACCUCAUCUCGCUGCUGGCGGACGUCGCGCUGGAGUUUCCGAGCUGGGUCCUCUUCCUGCUCUCGUCUCGCCUCGUCGAAAGCGUGUUGAAAGCGCUGCCGGCCCACGACGUGCUGCACUUUCAUAUGGAGCACCGGCCGUUCGCCGCCGACUGCACGAUCGCAGUGCAGUCGGUCAUGGACAAGCACGGCCUUGACGACAAGAACAUCCUCUUCCUCCUCAAGGCCAAGAGCCAAGGCAGCUUCUUGUACCUCCAGUUCGUCGACCAAGCGUUCUCGAUGAUCCACUCGGAGAUUGACGCGGGCAUGAUCCUCGAGCUGCCCAAGACGCUCCACGAGAUUUACGACCAAGUGUUUGAAGAAAAGUACGGGAAGGGCCGGCGCCGCGUGUGGCAGAAGGUGCAAGCGGUCCUCGAAGCCAUCGUCGGCGCGGCCACGAUCUCGCACGAGAAGAACGCGUGUCCGUUCGUGACCGAGUCGGACGUGCAGCACAUAUUUAAGCUCGGCCAGCCGGAUCUCGCGCUCAUUGCGCGCUCGUUCGAGGACAUUGUGACCGUCGACGAAGACACGGGGGUGUACCGGCUGCAGUCGAAGGGCCUCUUUGACUACCUCGUCGACACGGCGCGGUCCCAGGAGGUGACGCACAUCAACGUCGAGCGCGGGAUUCACUACUUGACCAAAGGCAACGUACCGUACAAACCCUCCAAGAAGCCCAAAGUGACGUUUGACGUCUAAGCGACGAGUCGUUUUAAUAUCGUAAAUAAUAGAAUGGUAGACUACAACAGAGA